Messenger RNA from Macrobrachium nipponense, 3021 nucleotides. Its product is annotated as proteoglycan 4-like. The transcript is spliced from 12 exons. Gene Ontology annotation, molecular function: serine-type endopeptidase activity. Bases 128 to 2713 code for a protein of 861 amino acids. The record is from RefSeq and is a predicted model, not a curated record. Gene Ontology annotation, biological process: proteolysis. Lineage: Eukaryota; Metazoa; Arthropoda; Malacostraca; Decapoda; Palaemonidae.
AGCGAACAGUCCUCCUCUCCAGUCGUUCACAUUUGUCUGACACAGCAAACGCCUCCUGACAGAGCAGUCGACGAGCAGAAUCUCUCAUCUGUUGAGAACUUUCGUCGAUUUUCUACAAGGGGGGAAAAUGGCAGCAGAAGCCAGAGUCCUGGCUGUUUUGCUGGGAGCAUUCUGCGUUGCCAUAUAUGUUCAGGCAGAUGCUGUUGACAGUCCCCGUUCUGUACGGUCUCUUCAUGGAGUAAACAGAGAAAACAAGGAUGCAGAGAACUUCAUUGAUGCAAAUGAAAAGAGAAAUGCUCAAGGAAUAAAGGACACUGAGGAACUGGAACAGGAACUCUUGAAACGAAAGAGGAAAGAAUCGGAGAAGAAGGACCGCCCGAACUCGAACAAAGAGAGGAAGAAGGCAAAGGACGAAAACAACGAGAAGGAAGAGAAGAAGCCGAAGAGGAAGACACAAAAAAAUAAUGAGAGAGUUAAACUGAAAAAGAAGAAUGAAAGACCCAGAGACAAAGACAAGGGGGACAAACGGAGGAAGGAAGGACGUCGUGGAGAUGUGAAGGAGUCGAGGAGAAGGGGUGGGAAGGCCAAAGAAAAGAAGAAGGGGAAUCAGGAUGGCAAAAAGGAGGAACCGAAAGGGCAGAAGAGACCUAGGAAGGAAAAGCAGGAAGUCGAAGGAAAAGGGAGAAGCUCAAAAGAAGGAAAACGCAAGAACAACGAUGGAAGGGGAGGAGAGAAAGAGAAGGAUGAGAAAAAUAAAAAGGGAAAACCGCGAAAACCCCAAGACUCAAACACGGAAGGAAAGAAGAAACAGGAGGGAAAGAUAACAGUGAAACCAAAACCAAGAAAAUUAGGAGGAAAUAAACCAGAGGAAGAUGAGGGCAAAAAGGGCGUCAAGACAAAUGGGAAGAAGCCCAAGAAAGACAAAUUGCUCAAAAAAGAAGCAAAGAAGAAGAGGAAGAAGCAGAAGAUAACAGCAGAACCAAACGACCAGACGCGGCAGUUGUCAGUCACGAAUGUUCGUCAGUUGAUUGACUCACAGCAGUGUGGACAAACGUUCAACCUGAAUUACGGAGAGUCGGCAAUGCUCUUUUCAGUAAACGAUCGUUCAGUUCUGAAAUGCAAGCAGAAGUUUGAGAGCCCAGAGGGUACAACAAUCUUCUUAUCCUGUCUGCAGUUCAGUUUAAAUAGCAGGGGAUGUCGAAAAGAAAAGUUCCUUGUCCUGCCUGGAAUUGAUGGGCGGAAGAAAUCGAAAUUUUGCUCCUCAAAUUCCCCGUCUCUGAUAACUCCAUCUAAUAAGCUUGAAAUCCGAUACAUCAGGAAGUUCUUUGCGAAUAGAGACUGCUCUGGUGGUUAUAUCUGUACGGCAACUGUCAUUGGAGAUGAGCCAACUACUACGCCUGAGCCCACUACUCCUAAGCCUACUACACCAAAGCCUACUACUCCUCAGCCUACCACCCCCCAACCUACCACACCUAAGCCUACUACUACCCAACCAACUACUACUCAGCCUACCACUCCUCAACCUACUACACCUAAUCCUACUACUACCCAGCCAAUUACUACUCAGCCUACCACUCCUAAACCUACCCCUACAACUCCCCAGCCUACCACACCUAAGCCUACAACUCCUCAAUCAACAACUUCCCAACCCACAACACCUCAACCAACCACUACAACCAAUAAACCUACAACAACAACAAAUGAGCCUACUACAACAACCAAUAAGCCUACUACAACAACAAAUAUGCCUACUACAACAACAACAACAAAUAUGCCUACUACAACAACAAAAAAUAUGCCUACUACAACAACAACAAAUAUGCCUACUACAACUACCCAACCAACAACCACGUCAGCACCAACUACAAAUGUCUCAGCAACCCCACCUGUGGCACGUCUGUUUUGCAAUGAUGACUGUGGGAAAUCUACUGUUACUCUGCCACGGAUUGUAGGUGGUCAAGAGGCAUCAAUAUACGAGUAUCCAUGGCAAGCUUUGCUGAAGAUCACUUCGUCGGUAUUUACCAGCCCUGCUACUUGUGGUGGUUCAAUCAUAAAGAAAGGCUGGGUCUUAACUGCUGCUCACUGUUUCGUUAAUCCGUUCACACAACUACUCUACCCACAACUGGGUUUGACAAUUGUAGUUGCAGAGCAUGACAUCAACUCUGCCACAGAAACAGAGGAGAUCGAGAUCACUCCAACUGGAAACAGCUUAUUUAUUCACCCUCAAUACAAGCAGGGUAAUCCAAAUUCAGAGGAGCACGACAUAGCACUUGUAUUCCUGGGUGGAACCCUUACAUUUGGCUCUGGCAUCAAGCCCAUCUGCAUGCCUUUGGCAUCCGACUACACACCUGAGAAAGAAGUUGUAGUCACGGGCUGGGGAGUAACUCAGUAUCAGGGAACCCAAGCCAACAAGCUUCAAGAGGUGGCCCUGAAACUGAAAUCCCAAGCCGACUGCAAAACCCUCAAUGACAAUGCACCUCAAACUUACAUCAUUAGUGACAAUAUGGUAUGUGCUCUUGCACCCAACAAGGAUGCCUGCCAGGGUGACAGUGGUGGGCCACUUGUGACCCAGUCAGCUGAUGGGCGAUGGAUCCAACUGGGAGUAGUCAGCUUUGGGUAUGAAUGUGCUGUUGAAAAUGUACCAGGCUUUUAUACCAAUCUUGCCAAUUAUGUGGACUGGAUUACAGACACAACACAGUCCAAUCAAUGUUGAGAUAAGGUGCUGAAAACUGUGUUUUGCAAUUUAUUACACUCAAAGUAUAAAUGAAAUUGGAAAAUACAAAGAACAAAAUAGUCUUGUUUUUAACUGCACAGCAUUUAAGCUUAAAAAGUGACCCGUUUUCAUCUAGAUCUAAUCAUAAGUGAAAUUUAUUGCAAAAAAGUGGGAAAUAAAGGUGUGUUUCUUUACAAACCCACUAAAAUGUAGAAACAUUAAUUUCAGCUAAAAAGUGUAAAAUUUUUUUUAGAAAAUUUGCACUCCUGUUCCUGGAAACAAAAUGUAAAAUAAAAAAAGUAAAUACU